Messenger RNA from Cajanus cajan (pigeon pea), 4060 nucleotides. It is a transcript of the gene SDG29, whose product is annotated as SET domain group 29. Gene Ontology annotation, molecular function: protein binding. Gene Ontology annotation, biological process: regulation of transcription by RNA polymerase II. The record is from RefSeq and is a predicted model, not a curated record. NCBI's taxonomy places the organism in Eukaryota, Viridiplantae, Streptophyta, Magnoliopsida, Fabales, Fabaceae.
ACGCGCAAGUUAGCCACUGGCCCCAUCAACUAAACUAACUACAUAACAUAUGAACACGUUCAAGAUAACGCCGAGACUUCUCUCUCUAGUCUUGCUCUGUCACCCUUUUCCUUCUUCCUCUCUCUAAAUUUUCCCAAAUUAAAACACCGUCCUAUGUAACAUUUUUUUUAUGUCCACUCCCACAUAAUACAAAUUACAUUGCAAUUUCUCUAACAAAAAAAUUGUUCUCGUUUACGUUUAUCUUCUGAACUUCUACUUUCUCUCUCUGUUCACUGAGAGAUCCCUCUUUCUUCUUCUCUGCUCAUUCGAUCUUCUCGAUCAGGCUCUCCAACAUUCUCGCGCUCAAUUCCUUCACUUUCUUGACCAUACUCUCGCGAAAUUCGGCCUCGCCUCGCGCUUCCGCGGUUGCUCUGUUUCUCCGAAUUUCAAUUCGGGAUUAGGGUUUAUGGCGCGUCUCGCGAGUUUGGCGUCGGGGGUGAAAUCUUUGCUUCUGGGGUUCUAGAAGUUGGGAUUUUAACACCAGCCGUGGAUUCAAUUUAAUGCGGGCAUCGUGAUUUGGUCACUCGGCGAGAACCAUGAUUAUCAAGCGGAACUUGAAAUCCCAAAUGCCGAGUCUGAAACGGGUCAGAGUCGGUGACUCGGUGGGAGAGGACGACGAGUGUUCCUACGCUCGCAAGAAGAGAAAGACCAAUGGUUACUACCCUCUGAACCUUCUCCGCGACGUGGCCGCCGGCGUAAUCCCGGUGAGCUUUCACGGCCUGCUCGGCGCCGCCGGCGUGGCGGAGAAGGGAUUCUCUGCGGCGUGGUGCACGCAGGUGUCGUGCAACGAAGUGGAACCGGACGCGAAAAACGACGUCGUCGCGGUGGAAGUGAAGAAGAAGAGCGAGGUUCAGCGGCCGCCGCUGGUUCGGACUUCGAGGGGGCGGGUUCAGGUUCUGCCUUCGCGGUUCAACGACUCGGUUAUUGAUAAUUGGAGGAAGGAGAGCAAGAGUAGUAGCGGCUUGCGGGAUUGUGAUAAUGACGAAGAAUUUGAAUGCAAGAAGGAGAAGUUCAGUUUCAGGGCACCCAAAGUUUGCAAUCAGAAGAAGGAGAAGACGAGUUCUAAGGCUCGCAAGUACUCCGCAUUGUGCAAGAGUUUUGAUGAUAAGAGCAAGUGUUUGAGUUUGCAGGGUGGCGCAUUGGCCUUGAGGCGUGGGGUGGUGGUUGAAGAAGAUGAGAGGGGAAGGUUUUUGGAGGUGGAAGGGGUUUUGAAGAGAGAUGGAUUGUUUGGACCCGAAGAUUUUUAUGCGGGUGAUAUAGUGUGGGCCAAAGCUGGGAGAAAGGAACCUUUUUGGCCAGCCAUUGUUAUUGAUCCUAUGUCUCAGGCACCUGAGUUGGUUCUCAGGUCUUGCAUAGCUGAUGCAGCUUGUGUCAUGUUUCUUGGGUACGCGGGGAAUGAAAAUCAAAGGGACUAUGCAUGGGUGAAGCAUGGGAUGAUUUUUCCAUUUAUGGAUUAUGUGGACAGGUUUCAGGGGCAGUCUGAGUUGAGUUACUAUAAUCCUUCUGACUUCCAAAUGGCAGUAGAGGAGGCAUUUUUGGCGGAGAGGGGUUUCACAGAGAAGUUGAUAGCAGAUAUAAAUACAGCAGCUGGGAAUAAUGGUUAUGAUGAUUCUAUUCUGAAAGCCUUUCAGGAGGUCAGUGGUUCAAACCAGUAUGCAGGAUAUCACUUUCUGAACCAGGAUUUAUUUGAUAAGAAAGAGACAGGGCCCUGUGAAGCCUGUGGAUUGAGACUUCCUUACAGGAUGCUAAAGAAAACAAAGGAUUCAAGUUCUGGUGCCCAAUUCCUGUGUAGAACAUGUGCUAGGUUAACGAAAUCAAAGCAUUAUUGUGGCAUAUGCAAGAAGGUUUGGAAUCAUUCAGAUAGUGGAAGUUGGGUGCGCUGUGAUGGAUGCAAAGUGUGGGUGCAUGCAGAAUGUGACAAAAUUUCUAGCAACCUUUUCAAGAAUCUUGAAGGCACUGAUUAUUACUGCCCUACUUGCAAAGCCAAGUUUGAUUUUGAGUUAUCUGAUUCAGAAAAAUCACAGCCAAAAGUCAAGUGGAACAAAAACAAUGGGCAGCUAGGGCUUCCGAAUAAGGUCACUGUUCUCUGCAAUGGUGUGGAGGGCAUAUAUUUUCCAAGCCUUCAUUCAGUUGUGUGCAAGUGUGGGUUUUGUGGGUCAGAAAAGCAAGCACUGAGUGAAUGGGAACGACACACGGGUUCCAAAUUAAGAAAUUGGAGAACAAGUAUUAGGGUGAAAGACUCCAUGCUACCUCUGGAACAAUGGAUGCUGCAGUUGGCAGAAUUUCAUGCUACUGCUCAAGUUUCUGCCAAGCCCAAGAAACCUUCUCUAAAAGAAAGAAAGCAGAAAUUGCUUACCUUCUUGCAAGAGAAGUAUGAACCUGUUUAUGCUAAGUGGACUACAGAACGCUGUGCUGUUUGUAGAUGGGUUGAAGACUGGGACUACAACAAAAUUAUCAUUUGCAACAGAUGUCAAAUAGCUGUUCAUCAAGAAUGCUAUGGAGCAAGAAAUGUCCGUGACUUUACAUCUUGGGUUUGUAAGACCUGCGAAACACCUGAAAUCAAGCGGGAGUGUUGUCUUUGUCCUGUAAAAGGUGGUGCUCUAAAGCCGACUGAUGUUGACACAUUAUGGGUUCAUGUCACUUGUGCUUGGUUUCGACCUGAAGUCUCUUUUGCUAGUGAUGAGAAGAUGGAGCCUGCCUUGGGUAUUCUAAGUAUUCCAUCAAACUCUUUUGUGAAGAUUUGUGUUAUUUGCAAGCAAAUUCAUGGAUCAUGUACACAAUGUUGCAAGUGUUCCACUUAUUUCCAUGCCAUGUGUGCAUCAAGGGCCGGUUAUCGAAUGGAGUUGCAUUGUUUGGAGAAAAACGGCAGGCAAACAACAAAAAUGGUCUCGUAUUGUGCUUACCACAGGGCUCCCAAUCCAGAUACCGUUUUGAUUAUGCAAACCCCUCUUGGGGUCAUUUCAACCAAAAGCCUUCUCCAAACUAAGAAAAAAACUGGUUCGAGGUUAAUCUCAUCUAACAGAAGAAAGCAAGAUGACCCUCCUGUUGUUAACACUGAGCAUGAACCAUUUUCUGCGGCUAGGUGUCGAAUCUUUCAAAGAACAAACCAUAACAAAAAGAGAGCAGCAGAUGAAGCCGUUUCUCAUCAAGCGAGGGGUCACUAUCAUCAUCCUUUAGAUGCAAUACAGAGUUUAAAUACACCCAGAGUGGUACCUGAACCUCAGGCAUUUUCUUCCUUCAGAGAACGCCUUUACCACUUGCAGAGAACUGAAAAUGAACGGGUUUGCUUUGGUAGAUCGGGCAUACAUGGAUGGGGCCUCUUUGCACGUAGAAAUAUUCAAGAAGGAGAAAUGGUUCUUGAAUAUCGUGGUGAACAAGUGAGACGUAGCAUUGCAGAUCUGAGGGAGGCGCGCUAUAGAUUAGAAGGGAAAGACUGCUAUCUGUUUAAGAUUAGUGAAGAAGUGGUGGUAGAUGCCACUGAUAAAGGGAAUAUAGCACGGCUGAUUAAUCAUUCUUGUAUGCCAAAUUGCUAUGCAAGGAUCAUGAGUGUGGGUGAUGAGGAGAGCCGGAUUGUACUCAUCGCUAAGACUAACGUGUCUGCUGGUGAUGAGCUAACGUAUGACUACUUGUUUGAUCCUGAUGAGCCAGAUGAAUUCAAAGUCCCAUGCCUAUGUAAAGCUCCAAAUUGCCGGAAAUUCAUGAAUUAGGAAGGAUUAUACAAAUCAGAUGACCAGUAUUGUUUCUUCUCCGCAAGGAGCACUAACCCCAUCCCCCUCUUCUGCAGGGAAUCUCACAGUUACACCAAAAGCUGUAAUUUUUAUCAAACCAAAAGAAGAGAACAAAAAUAGGGAGAAAAAAAAUAGGCAUAGUUUAGUGUUUUUCUUUUACCCUUUUGGUUUCCUUUGAACAUUCAUCGAAUUCUAAUAAAAGCUAGAUUUGGUAGCUCUUGACGUCCCUGUAAAUGUAUUAUCACCCCCAUAUUACUCUUAUUUUCUCAAAUUUAAUGCUAACCAAUUUCUUA